Messenger RNA from Sardina pilchardus (European sardine), 1666 nucleotides. Its product is annotated as major histocompatibility complex class I-related gene protein-like. Gene Ontology annotation, biological process: immune response. Gene Ontology annotation, cellular component: external side of plasma membrane. The record is from RefSeq and is a predicted model, not a curated record. The coding region runs from base 165 to 1283 and encodes 372 amino acids. Lineage: Eukaryota; Metazoa; Chordata; Actinopteri; Clupeiformes; Clupeidae. The transcript is spliced from 7 exons.
GCAAAUAGAACUUUGAGAUGUAGUUCCGUAGAGGGAAAAUACAACAACAAACGUGAGAAAUCAGCAAAGAAAUUACUACACGGAGAGCAAGGAGAUCGGGCUUUUUAAAAGUCUAUUGGAGUCGCUUCUGCCAUUCUUCAGUGGGAAUAGUUUGAAAAAGAAGAAUGCCUUACUUCAGUUGUACAUUGGAUCAGAACUACAAAAGCAUACAGAAGCUCAUAUUUUUAUUCUGUUCAUUUGAUUUGUCAUGCUCCAACAAAACGGGUUCUCACUCCUUAUGGAUGAUGGGAACAUACAUCAGAGGAAGGACUCCAUUCCCAGAAUUCACGGCGUAUGUGAUGUUGGAUGAUAUUGAGUUUGGGUACUAUGACUCAAAUGAAAAGAAAAUGAUUUACAAGGGCAUUCAUAAGGACUCUGGGAGAGUGAAAGAUUUGGAUAAUCAUACUGGGCUUUUUCAACAAUUAUUCGAACGCAUUCAACUUAGAGCAUUCAAUGUGAAAAGCUACUUCAAUCACACAAAUGAUAUUGAUGUUUUUCAGAGAGUUACUGGAUGUGAACUAGCGGCCAAUGAUAGUUCAGGACUAAUGUUUACUAAGGAUGCUUACAAUGGGGAGAGUAUAGUCAUAGAUCGUUAUGAUGGAGACGAUAAUACUCUUCGCAUUGGAUGGAGGUGGCCAGAUAUAGAGAAUAAAUCAUGGACUCAACAGAUGAACUUCCACUUCCGCUACCAAACCAUGUACCACCCACACUGCAUCCAAUAUCUCGAAAAGCAUCUGCGCAAUGAAAGGAAUCGUGUGCUGAGAAAAGUGAAGCCCAGAGUCAGGCUCCUCCAGAAGACACUCCCAGACUCUGGAGGGGCCAAAGUGACCUGCCUGGCCACUGGUUUCUACCCCCGUCACAUCCGCCUGACCCUGCUCAGAGACGGCCAGCCUGUGUCUGACCACCAGGUCACUGGGGGGGAGCUGCUACCUAAUGGAGAUGAGACGUACCAGAUGAGGAAGAGCCUGGAGGUCAGCGCAGAGGAACUACAGCAUCACCACUACAACUGCACAGCUGAACACCUCAGCCUGGACAACAAACUGGACAUCAGUUUAGAGGCUGAGUGGGAGACAGGAACAACAAUCACACAGUCACCUGUGACUGUUCUGGCAGUGUUUGUGUGUGUGGUGGGAGCCACCUGUGUUAUCAUGAUAUGGUGCUGGAGGAGACGCAAAGAACAAAAACUCGCAGAGAAUCAGAUGUUUGUUUGGAACCGUUUUUCAAAUCCCCAGGGGGGGAUUUAGACUCCUGCAGCCAGUCAGACACAGGAAAACCCGGCUCAGGAUCUGGACGGUCCUGGACGAUUCAUGAGACCUUCAGACUUUGCACUGUAUAAUUUCUGUGUACAGUAGUUCCAUCUGGGAGGGAUCUCCUCAUGCAAAUGUAAGAAGAUAGUCUAGUGAGAACUGUUGCUACAGCAGGGCCUAGAAGUGUGGCCAUUGUCCCAUCUUUUGUUUUUUAUUUGUCCAGUGUUUGUUUGUUCAUUGUUUGUCACGUAAACCUGCCAGUACCAGAAAAUGAGAAAAGCUGCUUUCUUGACGCUUGGAGUCUUCCCUCCAGCCGUUUGGACACACACUCCUUCACAAAGAUGCAUUUAAAAAAUCUGGUGGAGGGAAGUUGUACUUAA